UAUCGGUCACUAAUUUGACAGUUAUUGAUAUAAUACAAAAAUCGUAUUAGUCGUCAAACGUAGAAGAUCAUCAAACAUUGCAAUUACAAUUGUCAUAGUAUAUGAUAGAAAAGAUAGGAUUAUUAUAAUUUCUUCUUACCUUGACCGUACAAAUGCGUGCGCAGAGAUACUACCGUGUCAAGAUUACAGAACGACAUAACCUCGAAAACUUUGUAAUAGAACCUGCAUAGCAUAUGACAUACACUGACAUAUUUUUCAUACGUAUCCUUGUUUAAUUGUAUUUAAAAAAUCAGAAGGAAAUAGAAAAUAAAGAAAUAUGACGACGGAGAAUGUAGAAAUUGAUGCGCUGACGAUAAAUGGAAGAAUGGACGAGGAAGAUAUUGUAACUCCUUGGGAUGUUGAGAGUCAAAAUGAGAACGGAAUUGACUAUGACAAAUUAAUUAAAAAAUUUGGAAGUUCAAAAAUUGAUGAGGAAUUAUUGACUAGGUUUGAGAAAAUUACAGGGGAAAAACCACAUCACUUCCUCAGAAGAGGGAUAUUCUUCUCUCAUCGAGAUAUGCACACCAUUUUAAAUCUUUAUGAACAAGGAAAAUCAUUUUACCUUUAUACUGGUAGAGGUCCCAGUUCAGAUUCUAUGCAUUUGGGGCAUCUUGUACCAUUCAUGUUUUGCAAAUGGUUACAAGAUGUAUUUCACGUUCCAUUAGUUAUACAGUUAACUGAUGAUGAGAAAGCAAUAUGGAAAAAUAUAAAGGUAGAGGAUGCAAUUAAGUUGGCCUAUAAUAAUGCAAAGGACAUUAUUGCUCUUGGAUUUAAACCAGAAAACACAUUCAUUUUUUCCAAUUUAGAACAUAUUGGAAAUAAUCCUGCAUUUUACCAAAAUAUGAUUAGGAUCCAAAGAAGUGUAACAUUUAACCAAGUGAAAGGUAUUUUUGGAUUUGGAGAUAGCGAUCCUAUUGGAAAAAUUGCAUUUCCACCUACUCAGGCUGCUCCUGCAAUUUCUGGAUCUUUUCCUUUUAUAUUUAAAAGUGCAAAGGUUCAUUGUUUGAUUCCAUGUGCUAUAGAUCAAGAUCCUUACUUCAGAAUGACAAGAGAUGUCACACCAAAAAUUGGUUAUCCCAAACCAGCUCUGUUACAUUCUGUAUUUUUCCCAGCGUUACAAGGCUCUAAAACAAAAAUGUCUGCUAGUGAUACUAAUAGUGCAAUAUUCUUGACAGACACUGCUAAACAAAUAAAAAAUAAAGUUAACAAACACGCAUUCUCAGGAGGACAAGCUACUGUUGAAGAGCAUAGACAAUUAGGAGGUAACUGUGAUGUUGAUAUAGCGUAUCAAUGGUUAAGAUUUUUUCUAGAAGACGAUGAAAAAUUAGAGCAACUUAGGAAAGGCUAUACUAGUGGAAAAAUUUUAACAGGAGAACUUAAAAAAGAAUUAAUUAAUGUCCUACAACCUUUGGUUGCUGCACAUCAAGAAACUAGAAAUAAAUUAACUGAUGAAACAGUUAAACAAUACAUGAUUCCUAGAGAUCUUGGUUUUGUAACAAAGUAGUUAUAUAAGAACUACUUUUUUUGUAUAUAAAACACAGAAACUCCAUUUUCAUCAAUUUAUUUAAUUUUAUUUAUUUUCUAGCAGCAUAUUAAUAAUUGUUCAUUUAAAAAAUUUAUUUUUCAAAUUGUGAUGGUGCAUUAAAUUGCUUUUCCAAAAAUACACGCAUUGUACUUA
Osmia lignaria (orchard mason bee) is the source of this 1717-nucleotide messenger RNA. It is a transcript of the gene TrpRS, whose product is annotated as Tryptophanyl-tRNA synthetase. Gene Ontology annotation, molecular function: ATP binding; tryptophan-tRNA ligase activity. Gene Ontology annotation, cellular component: cytoplasm. The record is from RefSeq and is a predicted model, not a curated record. NCBI's taxonomy places the organism in Eukaryota, Metazoa, Arthropoda, Insecta, Hymenoptera, Megachilidae. Gene Ontology annotation, biological process: tryptophanyl-tRNA aminoacylation.